AAGCCCACUUCCUUUCUGUGAACGUGAAUAUCAGCAGGCACAUGCAAUAGUUCCUGAUGUCACUUUAACCCUGACAGAGGCAGGCAACCAUUCAUGUUCUAGUUCAGUUUUCAUACUGAUAAGUGCAUUAUUUCAUUUGCGUUUAAUAGUUAGCUGUAGGUUAUACAUUUUGGCUUCUGCCAUUUCUGACCACUUGAGCUUACUUCUACAACCACAGGGUAAGACUCGAAGGAAAAGUGCUAGUGAGGUAAGGAAAUGGAAAACAUUUAUGAAAAUCGUGACGUCUCCAAAAGGAAUGGUAGUGAAAUCUGUCAUUCUCCAACAGAAACAGCGGAUAAUGUUUAUGCGAAUACGAAGCAACAGUGUCCAAAGCCCAAAAAACGCACAGCUUCAUCUCCAUUUGGGUACAAGAUCAUCAUAUGUGCUCUUGGUCUCCUAAUGCUUGGUGCUUUAGCAUCACUCUGUGCUUUAGGGAUCUUGUAUCACAAUAAAGUUGUUUCCACUGAGAUAUUAAGUGAGAAGUAUGAGAAUGCCACAGCCACACUGAUGGUGCUAGGAUACAAAGCCAAAGAAAAAGAGAGUAUCUAUGAAAUGCAAAAGAUGAAGCAUCAGGAGCUCGUCUCUGCCUGCAACAAGACAGAAAGACCGUAUAAAGAACUGAAGGCAAAGCAUCAGGAACUUGUCUCUGCAUGCACUGAGACACAACAGCUGUAUAAAAUGCUGAAGGAGAAGUAUCAGCAAGUUCAUGAACGUCUCUCUGCAUGCAAUGCAAAUCAAAACUGCAGACACUGUGAGGAAGGAUGGAAGUCUCUUGGUUUAAAGUGUUACAACUUCUCAACUAACAAACUGACCUGGACACAGAGUAGAGAUUACUGUGUGGAGAAAGGAGGCCACCUGGUGAUUAUAACCAGCCAAACUGAACAGGAUUUUGUAUCUUCACAAAUUGGAGAAACACACUGGAUUGGCCUGAAUGACCUGGAGACUGAGGGAAAGUGGAUGUGGGUGAACAACCAGCCCUUAAAGACGGGUGUAACGUUCUGGUUUAGAGCUCCAGAGGGACCACGUGAGCCUGAUAACUGGAAAAAUGAGGACCCUUCUGGAGAGAACUGUGUCGCUCUGGGGGAUGCAAAUGGACCAAGAACAGAGGAUCCUGAUUAUGUGAAUAUGCCGAAGUGGCGUCCAAAGCACGAAACAUGCCCAGGUUCUGGUGUCACUGUCCAGAGGGCCUAAAUGAACCUGAUAACUGGAAAACUGAGGACCCUUCUGGAGAGAACUGUGUCGCUCUGGGGCAUGACAAUGGUGACACACAUAAAUGGUUUGAUGCUUCUUGUCGUACGCUGAAACAAUUCAUCUGUGAAAAGUAAAAUACCGCUCUUUUCACUUGCAUUUGUGCCUGCAAAUACGUGUGUUUUUGAGAAACGAGGAUAAUUUUUGGCCAUGCCACAGUUUGAGCCUGAUUGAUUGAUAUUCUAAAAUAGCCAACAUUAAAUUUGCCUAUACUUUUUUUUUAAAUACCAGGUAUCAAGGUAACCAUUCACUUUUUGGACAAGAGUAAAUCUUUUACAUAAUCCAUAACAUUUCACAUUUUUUUUUCAACAUUUUAGAAGGUCUUGGAUUUCAGACCUCUCUGCUUAAAUGGACAGAUGUUUUUUUUUUAUGUGAUUAUCUAAGCUUGCGUAAACCUCUAGACCAUUAGAAGAUGGCAUGAGAUCAUGUAUGUAGAUUUUCUCCCUCUGCCUUGUAGAAACUUCAACAUUUAACAAUAUCUAUUUAGAAUAGUUUGACUAUCAUGAAUCGCCAGUGUUUUAUUUCCUUGAAAACAUGUUAAAGACAAAG
Messenger RNA from Pangasianodon hypophthalmus (striped catfish), 1836 nucleotides. Its product is annotated as asialoglycoprotein receptor 1. The record is from RefSeq and is a predicted model, not a curated record. Lineage: Eukaryota; Metazoa; Chordata; Actinopteri; Siluriformes; Pangasiidae. Bases 256 to 1230 code for a protein of 324 amino acids. The transcript is spliced from 12 exons.